This is a messenger RNA of Vespula vulgaris, 3758 nucleotides long. RefSeq names its product metaxin-2-like. Gene Ontology annotation, biological process: mitochondrion organization. NCBI's taxonomy places the organism in Eukaryota, Metazoa, Arthropoda, Insecta, Hymenoptera, Vespidae. The transcript is spliced from 4 exons. Bases 220 to 1017 code for a protein of 265 amino acids. The record is from RefSeq and is a predicted model, not a curated record. Gene Ontology annotation, cellular component: SAM complex.
AUAUUCCGUGUAUAUAUUAUCAAAUGAUAUGAUAUUAAAACUUAAUAUUAUUUAAUUUGUGAUUGUUAAAAGUUAUUUAUUUGAGUUAUUUUUUCGAUAAAGUAUAUUUUUCUAUUUGAUCACAUAGAUCUGUAUGCCUUAUGUGCUUCUGUUACUUGAUUUCAUAAGUAAAUUAAUAUAAAGUAUAAUUCAAGUAAAUUUAUUAUAUUUUAUUUCAAUAUGCCUGGUGAACUGACAGCAGAUGUAAUUACUUUAGAGCUUGGAGCUCAGGAACCAUGGCCUCAGUUGAUACAAUUAUAUAGACCAUUUGAAGUAGAGCAAAUAUUAUUGCCAGACAAUGCUAACUGUCUUGCUGUUCAAGCUUUUCUUAAAAUGUGUAAUUUGGAGUUUCAAAUAAAGUCAAGAAGAGAUGCUGAGUAUAUGUCUCCAAAUGGUUCUUUACCUUUUAUCAAAUGUGGUGCAUUUGUACUAUCCGAGUUUGAUAAUAUAGUGUCCUUUAUUUCAAACAAAGGGACAAGUUUAUCCAAUCAUUUAAAACCUGUAGAUAAAUCAGAUAUGAAAGCUUAUAUUUCCUUAGUCAACAAUGUUUUUGUGAAUGCAGAACUUUAUAUUUGUUGGGUCGAUCAAACAACAUUAGAAGAAGUAACUAAACAAAGACAUGGCAGUGUUUAUCCCUGGCCUCUUAAUCAUUACCUGAAUUGGCAAAAAAGAAAGCAAGUUAUAAAAAGACUUACUGUACUUGGUUGGUAUAAUAGAACUUUAGAAGAAGUCUCUAAUGAAGUUGAAAAUUGUUGUGUGAUAUUAUCAGAAAGAUUGAAUGGGAGAAACUUCUUUUUUGGUGACAAAAAUCCAAAUGAAUUGGAUGCCCUUGUUUUUGGACAUAUUUUUACGAUUAUUACAACACCUCUUCCGAACAACGUACUGGCGAAUAUUGUCAAGAAUUUCCCAACACUUGUGAAUCUCUGCAAACGCAUCGAGAAUAGCAUUUUUUCUCUACAAACAUUAGCAGUCAAAUAGAUUAACAAAACGUUGGAAACAAGAGAUAAGUGACACAUCUAAGGAGAUUUGUAAUUAUUGCAAGAAUAUAUAAAACUUAAACAAGGUGUUUUUAACAUUCAGCGAAAAAUUUCUUUUGGGUAUUAUUAAAACAUUGAUUAUAGUAAUACUCUGUUCUCAUGUUAAAAAGAUGAAAGAGUUAUUUUCCAUGUACCUGUGCAUAAUAUUCAUGCUACUUGUACCAAUAAUAAGUGUAUAAACAUAUAUGCAUCAUAUGUAGCGUUCAUAAUUUUGUUGAUACCAAUGAAUGUAAACAGAUGAUAAUAAUGUUAUGAUACUAAAUAGAAAAUUUCUUUAUUCUGGUAUUUUCUAAGUUCUCUUUAAGAUGUACAUUUUUUUCAAUUCAUCUUUAUGUAAUCAUUGAUAAAUUAUAGAUAAUCCUUAUUUAAAGUUGUAUGUUAUUGUGCUUGUUACUGUGUUUUUAGUUGAAAUAUAAUGUGUUAUUGUUAAAUAUGUUUUUAAAUAACAGAACAGAGUAAUAUGAUUAUUUUUUAACAAAGAUGAAAUAUUUCAUCUUCUUCACAUAACUUAUUUUACAAAUUAAUUUUUAUCUAGUCAACUUUACCUUAAAUCAUUUCACAUUAGACUUAUGUAUAUGGUAAUAUAUAAAUUACAAUCAUUAUAAGACUCUACUAUAUGGUUUAUUAAUAUAUAAAGUAGUGCAGUCUUAUAAAUAAUAUAAAAUUUAUUACAUCAAAUUCUUUCAUCUAUUAUUACAACUAUUUGACUAUUACUUCUCAAGUAUUUAAUAAUUAUGCAAGUACUUUGUAAAUAUAUAUAAUAUAUUACUGAUUUCUUUUUUCUUUAAAAUUUAAUAAAGAUAAAAGAAUUUGAGAUAACAUUAUUAAUAAAUAAUUAUUCAAUGAAACAAUAUAAUUAAUAUCUUAGAAUAAUAUUUAUCUGCAAAGUUGAAAUAUUUGUAUCUCAUACUUGAUUUUAUUAAUUUUUUAUGAAGUUCUCAUUUUGAAAAUAUUUUUUAAAUAAACAUUAUGUAUAUUUAAUAUUUGUGUCACUUACCUGUAUAGUAAACAUGUAUAAUAAUUAACAUUUAUUAAUGAUUAGAUACAUGUUUCUUGUGUCCAGCGCUUUUGUUAUUCUUAUAUAGAUAAUUAUGUUUUAUUGAGCACAAAUUAUAUAUAUAUAUAUAUAUAUAUAUAUAUAUAUAUAUAUAUAUAUAUAUUUUUAUAUAUUCAUAUUUUCUCAAAGAUAUAUGUAUAUAUAUACUAAUAUGUUAGAACCAGAUAUUGUGAAGAAAAAGUUAUAUUAAAAUAACAAUGGUAUAUAAUGACAUUUAAUAUAAAAAUAUAAUAAAAAUAUCUAUUUAUAGUCAAUGUUAUAUGUAUUAUUAUUAAUUUCUGGAAUAAUAAUUGUAUGAUUGGUCUAGCACAAUGAAUAAUAUUGAAGCUAUUUAGAUUAGUCCACCAUAUUGUUUGUGUAAUACGAAUAAUGUGUAUUUUUAUCUUGUUAUAUCACAAGAUUUUUAAAAUUUGUUCCAUUCCUUUUUAUGCAAAUAUUUAUUUAACAUAUGUAUUGUUAUGACGUAUUAACCUUUAUUAAUGUAAACUGUUCUUAUCAUGUAUCUAUAUGAACGUAUAAACAAAAUGUUUUAAAUGUUAUUAAAAAAGAGAUGUACUUAAAAAAAUAUGCAUUUUUGAAUCCUUCCACGAGAAGUCAGUUACACAAAUACAUAUAAAACAAUACUCGUUCAUGUCGUGUAGAUGCUUAGCGAGGAAAAAGUUUCGAUUGUUUGACACGUAUGCUAAGAGGCACUACUGCGCCUUCAUAUUUACAAUGAAAAUGGCUAAAAACAAAAUUUACGCAAAAACUGAAUUCUUUGAAAUUCAUAUUCGAUUUUGAUGAUUAAGAGAUCGUUCGAAAGAUAAUAGAUAAAUACCUAAAUUUAUCUUUUUAGUAUAUUAAAAAACGAUUCUUUUGCGUGAAAAUUACAUUUAAAAGUAAUCUUUUUUUAAACAUGUUUUAUGUAAAAAAAAUAAUAUUUUUUCCAAAUUCGUUAAAGCUAAUCUUGUAUGUUUAUUUGUUUUCAUCCAAAUGAGUGUUUGUUUAUCAAAAUUGAACUGAGUUGACCAAAAAAUUUUUAGAAGAAAUUCUUGUAAACAUAUAGGAUAAUAAACAAUCCUAAUACAUACCAUUCUUUAUUCUCGAUAAGGAAUAAAAUAUAUACAUAAAUAAGAUAUAGUAUAUUUAAAAAAAUCAAGGUUCUGUAAAAAUUAAUUCAUAUAUCAUGAAUAUUUGAGUAUGACAUUUUCUAAAAUUUUAUUAUGCAUUAGCAUUAAAGAUUCUCACAAUUAUUUUCUAACAUUACUGGUUGAAUGUAUUGUUUUACAGGUAGUUAAUAUUGGUAUACAUGUUUGUAUAGAAUAACUCAAAAAAUAUGCAACAAUUGAUAAUGAAAGAAUAUACAAACUUUAAUGUAUAUGAGAUGUUAAUACAUGCAUAUGGUAAGCAUAUGUUAUAAUAACAUGAUUUAAAAUUUAUUGCAAUUUAAAAUUUGAUGCCAACCAUGUGCGUGUGGUUUUUUGUGGAAAUCAUAAAAAUUUCCAAGAUAAUACAAUUCUUGUUAUAAUGUUAUGUAUUAUCUUAGUUAAUUUUUUUUUGAUACAGAUUAUAAAUUACAUAUGAUUUUAUAAACCUGUAUUUAUCUAUCAUGUAUAAUUAUAUAAUUAUAUUACACACACACAUAC